This is a messenger RNA of Bombus terrestris (buff-tailed bumblebee), 1081 nucleotides long. Its product is annotated as U6 snRNA phosphodiesterase 1. Lineage: Eukaryota; Metazoa; Arthropoda; Insecta; Hymenoptera; Apidae. The transcript is spliced from 4 exons. The record is from RefSeq and is a predicted model, not a curated record. Gene Ontology annotation, biological process: U6 snRNA 3'-end processing. The coding region runs from base 252 to 1013 and encodes 253 amino acids. Gene Ontology annotation, molecular function: 3'-5'-RNA exonuclease activity. Gene Ontology annotation, cellular component: nucleus.
UGUAGCUUAGUAGAUUGGAAAACUUAACCUUACAAAUGCCAUUCGAAAGUCAUUAAAAGAAAUUUUAAUAUUACUAUUUUCUUUGUACUUAUAAUCUUUAAACUCAAUGUAUUUCGAACAACAAAGAUUAAAUAUUACCGAAACAUGACUGUAUUUUGAAAAAAUAAAAAAUCGAACAAUUAGUUAUAAAUAAUUUCAAAAUAUAACCUCAAAGGAUGAAAGAUUUAAGUUAAUUACAAAUAUUAUACACUAUGUCAGGUUUAGAUUUGUUAAGUACGUACGCUUCUGAUUCUGAAGAAGAUGAAAUUAACGAUAACAGUAAAUCUGAGGAAAAUUCUAAACGAUUACCUUUGCCUAGAAGCAUUACAUCAUGGAAAGGUGUUCCUCAUCAUGAAGAAGUAGAUGAUAAUCCAUUGCAACAUGAGGGAAGAGUAAGAAGUUUUAAACAUGAACGUGGUAACUGGGCUACUUUAAUUUAUAUUGGCUAUAAACCCAGCGAGGAUAUGCUCUCAUGGAUGUUUUCAGUUUUGGGAGAAGUUCCAGUUAAAUGUAAUAUAUUUUCUGAAGAAUUUCAUAUUAGUCUAUCAAGAACUUUAAUUUUAAAGUUUCAUUGGAUUGAAUCCUUCGUAGAGGAGAUCAAGAAGUUAUGUGAGCAGACAGAUCAGUUUAAUUUGGAGCUUCUAAAUGUACGGGCAUAUACUAACGAGGAAAAAACUCGAACAUUUCUUGGGAUAGAAUGUAUCGAUUGUAAAGGAGUCCUUGGUCAUUUUGUGAAAAAUGUUAAUAAGUUCCUUGCUGAAUAUGAUUUACCAGCUUUUUAUGAAGAUUCUUCUUAUCAUGUAAGUUUUUUAUGGUGUCUUGGCAAUGAACUGUCAGUUCUAGAUGAUCAAGCACACUUUUUGACUAUUAAAUUAAAUCAAUUUUUGAUUGAACAUGCAGAGGCAAGAUAUAUAAAUGUCACUAAAAUAUAUCUUAAGAUUGGAAACAAGUUAUAUGUUUUUAAACUGAGGUAACAAAUAAUAAUAAUUGAUACGAAUUAAAUGUAAAAUACUGAUAAUAAAAAAGUUACACUAUAAUAUAA